Molecule: messenger RNA, 1302 nt
Organism: Trichophyton benhamiae CBS 112371
Lineage: Eukaryota; Fungi; Ascomycota; Eurotiomycetes; Onygenales; Arthrodermataceae
Exons: 2
Coding region: 1-1302 (433 amino acids)
Molecular function (GO): O-methyltransferase activity
Source: RefSeq, a predicted model, not a curated record
AUGGAAAACGAACUUGAGCACUUGAGCUGGAAUAUUGAGCAUGCUCUACAGCAGCUUGAAGGCCCUCUCUCAGGAGAGCUCAGGUCAUUUCAUGAUAUCUCCCCGACAUCUCCAGGGACAUCCGUUGCGGUGUAUCAGAAGCUCCUUGACGUUGUGCAGGCACUAGACAAGCUCCUCCUGAUUUUGACUCCUCCCCAUAUGCUUUUAGUGGAUGGGGUGUUUGCUUUUACCAACAGCAAAGUGUUGCUCUGUGCCUCAGAGUAUCACUUGGCCGACCAUGUCCAAACGCUCCAGCCAUGUAGCAUUUCCCAGCUCGCCAGCGCUGCAGGCCUCUAUGAACAAGGGCUUUCCCAGAUAAUCCGCUAUCUCCAUGAGAUGGGUUAUUUCCACCGGGACCUCCAGACUGGCAAACUGUCUAACAACCGGCUGUCCAACCUCCUUCGCAAAGAUCACUGGGCCACCUGGAUCAACUGGGUUGACUUUUUCCCUCGCGAGUAUUAUGAUCUUCUGUCCCAUCUGCCCAGCCAACUCAAGAGUGAUCAGCCCAAGACGGCGACCGAGCUCUUCUAUAACACUGACAAACCCAUCUACCAGUUCCUUGCAGACACUGGCAGGGCUGCCGGUUUCCAUAAGGUGACAGGUACUGGAAGCGUCGUAGAGGCCCCUGGUCUCCUAGCUGAUUACCCCUGGGAGGAUGUCAAGAGCGAGACCAUUGUCGAUAUCGGUGCGGGCGCUGGAGACUUUAUCCGUACAUACCUGGAGAAGUUCCCAGAUGCAACAGCGGCAGCAUUUGAACUUCCAUCGACGGCGGAAAUCCUGCGACAGAAGUUCCCACUGGAUGACCCGCUUGCAAAACGAGUUGCAUCCAUCACCGGAGGAGACUUUUUCAAGGAUCCAUUACCUGAAUCCUCUGUAUAUAUACUGCGAUGGAUCUUGCACAACUGGGGCGACGAGGACUGCGUUAAACUGCUUCGACGGAUUCGAGACACAAUAACCAUAAAAACAGGCAUCAGUCGUGUACUAAUAGUGGAAUCUGUCCUUUUUGAUGGCCGUGUGGGGCGAGGAGCCCGGUAUGCAGAUAUCCGGAUGCUCGCCCGCUGCAGAAAUAAGGAGAGGACACUGGAUGAGUACAGAACCAUAGUGGAAAAUACCGGAUGGCGCCUGAACCGGGUAGUCUCUCCCCGGGGGUGUCUGACACAGGUCCUUGAGCUGCGGCCGGUGGGUGCUUGCGCAGUUAUACCGCAUGGCGACAGCAGCAACGGGAACGGUACAGGUCCUGAAUGGGAAUCAGAGUUGAUGUAG